UUCCUUUUCUUCAGGUACCUGCACUGCACGAGGUCAGUGAUCUAUUUUCGGGAGAUUGACUCCGUCAUCAUUGACCCCCAGUUCCUUGUGGACUUCUUCAGCCUUCUGAUUACUGAUAACCAGUUCCUCCCAAUGGAUGACCUCAAGCUGUUCCGAGAUUUAGAAUUGUACAGUAAGGAGGGCGCGGUGACACCGGCAUUGCUUGAUAGUCUGCUCAGUCGAGAAAAAACUAAAGCCUUUCUUCCUCAUAAGUCUAAUCUUCUGACUUUGAUGGAAAAAUUUGGUCUGAUAGUAAGGAUGCCUCUUUCGGAACGUACCACAGAAAACGCACGUUUCAGUGAAACGUAUACCGUCCCCAACAAACUUGUAGAGCUGCCAAACAUCAGUAGCAUUUACAGCCUAUGUAAAGGAUCUUGCUGUAUCGACAACGCUGUGCUUCUUUUUCAAGGAUGUCUUUGUACCAGAGGAGCUGUUUUGUAGGGUCUUCGCCACGAUCAUGAGGACAUUUAAAACACCGUCACUAUCAAAACAGAGCACGAAAGAAAAACAUAAAGGAAAAGCUGUGCCAGCAAAAGAGAAGACCUGUCUUUUCAGAGGGUUUGGCUGCUUCGAAAUCAACGAUUUCUACAGCAUGAUUUUGUCAAUGCACUGGGAGCGGUCAACGAUUGCGGUGACAUUGUUCAGUCCCACACAACAGGAACUCCCGCCAAGCUCUGGAUGCCAUGUCAGAGAACGUCUGGAACAGAUUUUACAGGAGACGCUAAAGAUGAGUUGCCAGCAACAUUUCCAGUACACGUACAAACUGCAUUGUAACUAUCACCUGAAUCCAUACGACACCCCGUUAGACCCGGGCAGUGUCAUCUAUGCAAAGGAAGGUUUGCCCUGUAAAGGAGAGGAAUGUCUGGGAAAACAUAGACUGACAAAGUCCGACCUACUAUUCUGGGGAAUAACACAGGCUUGUACAACAACCCAACAACUGGCACUCGAUGAGGGCGAAGCUCUCCUUGACCGAAGGCCAACGCCAAGGGAACUCGGUCGACUGUCGUAUGUGGUCGAGGCACCCAAAUGUGCCUUACUCUUCGUGGAGCUUGGCCUUUCAAUGCCAGAUAUCUCAAACAUAGAGCAUGAAGCAAGGAACCUAGGAGUGGAAACUCAGAUUACAAGGAUGUUCUUGAUGUGGACAUGUUCCUACCCCAAUCACACGUUUCGUCACAUCGAAAAUGCCAUGAAGAAAGUUGAAAUGAAUUGGAACAGUCUUGACAUGGUCCUUGAGAAAGGCUGGGAAAGUGUAACCUUAGAUGACAUGGAAGCUGUUGAAGAGCUCAAUCGACCACUAGCGGUCAGUGAAACAACAGGUAUUUUAAGCAAUAUUGGCAAGAAGUACUUCAACUUGUUUCUAGAGCUUGGACUUUCCGUCACCGCUAUAGAACAUUGUGAAAUAGAUCACCCUACUGCUGAAGGAAGGUUAUUGGCUCUCAUCAAGCUUUGGAUCAACACUUUCCAGGAUCGGGCGACCAUUAUCAGGGUUCUGAAGGCAAUGAAAGUGUGUAAAAUGAACUGGCAUGAUACUGCGUUUAUAUAUCUUGGUGACGACCAUGCAGCGAAAGCAGGAAAAGGCGCUGUACCGGAUUACAACACGGAUGGACCGGUAUAGAAGACUCCACAGUAUGACUAACUUUGUGCGCGAGACACAAGUCAAUUGAGGAAAAAAAAAACUUCCCACUUUUUCCUCAGUUUGUAUGAAAACGCGACUCUUUAACAUUUAUCUUCCGUUGUUUCUGGUGAAGUUGUCGUUUUUUUAUCUUUCAAGGCAACAUGAGACGUGCUUAUGUCAUGGUACGCUGAUCAAAAUCUACCCAAUGCCAGUUACAUAAUGUAAAAAUGGUUUAUUAGGCGCGUUUUAUAGUAUAACAGUAUAUACAGCAAUCGUGUAAACAAUGAGGGUUAUUUAUAUGUUUCUACGUAAACCAGCGAGAUGUAUUUGUGAGUCUGAUUUCAAUUAUGUACACAAGUUAGAUGCAUGUAUUAGCAUGACGGCAGUCGUGUACACCAAUGAGAUGUAUGCAUAAGUCUGUCGUCAAUCUGGUACACAAUAACGUAUCUAUACAUGUAGGUAUGCCGUCAAUCUAAGAUGUAUUUAUAGGUAUGACGUCAAGCAUGUACACAAUGACAUGUAUUUAUAGGUAUGACGUCAAUCAUGUACACAAUGACAUGUAUUUAUAGGUAUGGCGUCAGUCAUGUACACACUGAGAUGUAUUUAUUGGUCUGACGUCAAUCAUGUACACAAUGAUAUGUAUUUAUAGGUAUGACGUCAAUCAUGUACACACUGAGAUGUAUCUAUAGGUCUGACGUCAAUCAUGUACACAAUGACAUGUAUUAUAGGUCUGACGUCAAUCAUGUACACAAUGAGAUGUAUUUAUAGGUCUGACGUCAACCAUGUACACAAUGAGAUGUAUAUAUAGGUCUGACGUCAAUCAUGUACACACUGAGAUGUAUUUAUAGGUCUGACGUCAAUCAUGUACACAAUGAUAUGUAUAUAUAGGUCUGACAUCAACCAUGUACACACUGAGAUGUAUUUAUAGGUAUGACGUCAAUCGUGUACACAAUGACAUGUAUUUAUAGGUCUGACGUCAAUCAUGUACCCACUGAGAUGUAUUUAUGGGACUAACGCCAAAUACUAACUGUAUGCAUCACCCAUUUGGAGGAGUGUACAAGUUCUGUUUCACAUCAUGGUUUUUGUGAAUCAACGUCUCAUUUUAUAAAUGUUGACACUUAAUGAAUGUUUACUGAUUAACCUAUAUACGAGAGCUGAUGGACAGAUACAUGUACGUUGUGAGCCUCGUAUUGAAGGAGGUACUCAAGGAUGUAGUUUUAUGCCCUACUAUUCUCUGACUAUAUAGGACCGAGUACCCAAGGACUGGUCUCUAUUGGUUAGUUUAUAUAGACGAGGAAGCAUUCUAUAGUAAACAAAGCAAGCGGCUUUUGCAAAAUGGACACACUCGGUUAAGAAUAGGGUGAAAGUCUGAUCAUUGCCAUCGUUGACAUUCACGAUUGUGGGUUUAAAUUGAUUGAGCAUCCGCCUUACUCACCUGAUCUUUCUCCAUCAGACUUUCAUAUAUUUCCAAAACUUAAAACAGCUUAUUCAGGCACCCUAAUCCUAACAUUUUGUGGAUGACUUUCCACACAGCCAAGAAGAGGAGUUGUAUUUAAGUGGAAUCGAGGCCCUUAAACACCGCUGGCAUAAGUGUGCAGAUAAUGAAGGUGAUUAUGUUGAAAAAUAUUACAACAUAUCAGGCAAAAUUCAAAUCCUUCAGUAUGAGGCUCACAACUUAUCAAUCAGCCCUCGUAAUUUCAUUCAUUUCAAUUUGUAAAAUAGUUUCUCGCGACUUGCAAAUGUAAUUAUUAUCCUAUAUACUAUGUUUAAGACUAAGGUUUCCGGUUCGAAUAUAUGUUUUUGUCGAUACAAUUAUUUUUGCACUGAUUUUUAUUUUCCAUUUACAUUGAAAUAUGACUGUAAUUAGUCUUACAUGUUUAGUAAUAACUUUCAGUUUGUGUAAAACAAAGUGACUUGGAUCACAGGGUACGAUGUAGCUGUUUGUAUAUACUACGUCCUCAUUGCCCAGCUGUCUAUUUAAACAGCUAUUUUUGUAAAUGGAAAGCAAAGAGAACGAUAUUUGUAGCUACCAAUGAAAUAGGUAUUGCUUCUCCCGAGAAAUAUUCUUUACCCUAUAUUAAUGUUUUAAUGGAGAGGUCCACUGACUUAAUAUCGUGAAGCAAUGUAACCAUUGGAAUCAUACAUUUGAUAGCGCUGGUAUUUUAGCCAAUUGUGGACAUCAUAACAUCAGCUAUGAGCCUUUAUCGGGCAUGCAUAAGUUAACACACCAAUCAUUCACACCUAGAUCGGAAAUGAAAGGAUGUGGCUAAUCUGCAAGUUAUCCAGAUGCUUUACCAUAUUUUAUGAAAUUCUAGAAGUCUUCCUACCUGCUUAUUUUCAGGAAUACACACACUCAGGUUUUGAAGUAAAGGAUAAAUGAGAUUUUCACUAAUCUAGUGAUAAAGCUAAUCACCUAACAACUGGGCCCAGUCUUGUAAUAUUAUUCCAAAUAUGAGACAUUUGUGGGGGCAUAUACUCUCCUCAGCCUACUCACUAGAACCUACCUAUCACACGAAGUAAUACGUACGCAUCAUAAUCUAGGCUACCUAUAUUGUGAUCCGGUGUAUCCAAUCCGUUACUUUUGUUUAAGUCUAUUUUGUUGUCUGUCUGUGUACCCGUAUUGUUCCAAUAUCACCGUACUUUGUCCAGUUUACAUACCCACUAUAUUUGUGCAACUGUUCCAUGUUCUACGUCUAUAUGUGAUCGUUUGUAACUUACCUGUGUCUUGAUAAAGGGGCAGAUUGCCUCGAAAAUUUGACAAUUUACUUGUCUGUACUGUCGUUGUUACGACUUGACAAUUAACGAUUAGAAUGAGAUAUAUAAUCAUAUGAUGUUGGUGUGUUUCUGUACACACGUUUUAUUUCGUCUGCGAGGAUAUAAUACAAUGUAUACAUAUAUAUAUACAAUUACCUAUUAUAUUGUGUAUAAAGCUUUUUCAUUGUGAUGUGUAGUGACUGAGAAAAGUCCGUUUAGAAUGUAUUCGAUAUUUUGAAACGCCCUGUUUAUAUGAGUGAAUAAGGUGAUUGUCAAGGCAUGUGGCUUGGGAUGGUUCCCUCAACAAUCUACAGCCCUCAUGUAUGGGAGGCUUACAUAAUGUUACAUCCUUAGCGUCAAUUAAAGUGUUUGAUACCAGAUGAUACAUUAUGUAGCUUGAUUUCACUUGUAAAUGUUCUUCUGUAUUUCUAUUAUUUGCACAACAUUUUUAAAAUUUCUAGAAGUGAGCCUGUACAAUUAUAUUGUUAACUUCAUACAUUUAUUACAUUUGUUUUUACCUUUCAAUGCUGUCAAACAUAACAUGAUAUGUCAACGAGGUCAUCGCAUUAAUGGCUUAGUUAUAUUCAACAUUUAUCGAGGACAAAUGACAGAUACACGAUCAUCUCGCAUAAUACCGGUGAUACAGACUGCACUGACAACAAAUAAUUCUAAGAUAUGCGCGUUGAAUUGGUACAUAGUAGUAUAUAUUUAGUUUUACCUUAGACUUGACACUGUCAAUACGUUUGAACUUAUCACAUGGAGUCAAGUUAUCAAAUACAUGAUUAACGAGAGGUUAUUAUUCAACCCUCGCCGAGGUACGCACAAUGAAAAUAACAUUUCUAUAGCGCUUACAUUUGACUUUGAGACCGAUUGACCAUGUGACCUUACAUAUACACCACAUGACAUUUACAUUUGCCUUUUUGACAUUUGACCUGGUGACCUUCCGCCACUUAACUUACGUUUAUCAGUUUUACCUUCUAUAAAGUUACAUUUACAUAUGACCUAUGUGACAUUAACCUGCUGACCUUACGCCUGUGUCAUUUAACAGACAGGUUUACGUUUUACAACGUUACUCAUUUACAUAUUAACUUAAUGACAUUUGACCUGGUGACCUUUCGCCUUUGACUUUCAGGUUUACGUUCUACAACGUUAUAAAUUUGCAUAAAAUGUAUCAGACGACUGCGUUUUCGCCUAAAUGAUAUUCCACUGUAAUUUGUGACCUGUUAAUUUUGACCUCUACCGGAUAUUGGAAUUCUGAAUCAUUGUUUUGAAAAUUGCUACUGAAACUAAGAAAUGCUUUACCCGUAUGACCUUGGGGGAAUAUGUUUUAAAUUUCAUGAAGACAAUCAUGACUUUAAAAUUAUUAUUUGAAGCAUGCCAGGUUUUGUUUGAAGUUUGAUUUGUUUUGUACACUUCCAUUGUAUAUUCUAGAAGAAAAGUGAAGUUUGUCAUCACUUCUACCUUGAUGAGACGUAUACAGAAUAUAUAUAAAACUAUAAAACUAAUAAGAGAAACGCUGUCAUUGAAUUGAUUAACCAAAUAAAACAGUAUCUGUAUAAAAGA
Pecten maximus is the source of this 5971-nucleotide messenger RNA. RefSeq lists its product as uncharacterized. The transcript has 4 exons. The record is from RefSeq and is a predicted model, not a curated record. Bases 497 to 1654 code for a protein of 385 amino acids. NCBI's taxonomy places the organism in Eukaryota, Metazoa, Mollusca, Bivalvia, Pectinida, Pectinidae.